Messenger RNA from Camellia sinensis, 1346 nucleotides. Its product is annotated as F-box/kelch-repeat protein At1g15670. Gene Ontology annotation, biological process: negative regulation of cytokinin-activated signaling pathway; regulation of phenylpropanoid metabolic process. Lineage: Eukaryota; Viridiplantae; Streptophyta; Magnoliopsida; Ericales; Theaceae. The record is from RefSeq and is a predicted model, not a curated record. Gene Ontology annotation, molecular function: protein binding.
CACGCCCAUUUCUCAAAACCAACGCAAAAAAGCAAACGCAAAGUCCCUUGUUUUCUGUUUUCUGUGAUUCUGUGACUUUGAGGUCAUAGCCACACAAAAGUGAGCGAUUCUACCAUGGAGCUCAUUCCGGGUCUUCCAGACGAUCUGGGUCUUGAAUGUCUUAUUCGGACCCCCCAUGAACACUUCUCCUCUGUUUCAUCGGUCUGUCGGAGAUGGAAGUCGGAGAUUCAGCUGCCGGAGUUUUGGAUUCAUCGAAAACUCGCCGGACUCAGCCAGCGAGUCGUCGUCAUGCUCCAAGCACGGGUUAACCCGACCCAUAUAAUCACCGGACCAAAAGGUACUUCUCGCAAGUUUUCAAUUAAUCCGGUUUACCGGCUCACGAUCUGUGAGCCGGAAACGGGUAAGUGGAGUGAGCUCCCCCCCGUGCCCGGAUAUUCAGAAGGGUUGCCCAUGUUUUGUCAGCUUGCGGGUGUCGGGUUGAAUCUUGUGGUGAUGGGUGGGUGGAACCCGGUUACGUGGCAGGUUUCGAACGCGGUGUUUGUUUAUGAUUUUGUGUCUGCCACGUGGAGGCGUGGGGCCGAUAUGCCAGGUGGGCCGAGGUCGUUCUUUGCUUGUGCGUCUGAUUUUGAUCGGACGGUGUUCGUUGCAGGUGGACAUGACAACGAGAAGAAUGCAUUGAGAUCCACGCUGGUGUAUGACGUGACAAAAGAUGAGUGGAUCCAACUGGCUGACAUGGCAAUGGAUCGUGACGAGUGUAACGGAGUAUUUUAUGCUGGCAAGUUCCAUGUCAUCGGUGGGUACAACACAGAGAUGCAAGGUCAAUUCAGUACAAGUGCUGAAGCAUUCGAUGUUGCCACCUGGCAGUGGGAUCAUGAAAUGCAAAAUGACUUCUUGGAAACUUCCACGUGUCCAAGCACUUGCGUGGACGGUGGGGAUGGGAAAUUGUACAUGUGUCGGUCUAAUGAUGUGGUGGCACGUAAGAGUUCCACAUGGCAAGCAGUAGCUGAGUUGCCUGCUGAGGUGCGAAGUAGUACAACAUACAUGACAACGUGGCAAGAUAAGAUGUUGGUGAUUGGAUCCCCGAGAUUUGGUGAGGCCCACAAAGCUUACGUGUUAAAUUUGAAGGAUUACACGUGGGCAAAAAUAGAAAUGCCGGAGGAGUACACUGGCCAUGUUCAAUCCGGUUGUUGGCUUGACAUCUAAUUACAACCCAAGAGUUUAGAGCCGAGUUGUGAGUAGGCUCAUCAUUUUGGUUCCUAAUUUUUGCGUGACAUUGUGAAAUACCAGCAAUGUAAUUCUAGGCCAAGUUUGGCAAAUUAAAAAAAAAUUACUCAAAAAGUUAAAAA